This is a messenger RNA of Penicillium macrosclerotiorum, 960 nucleotides long. Its product is annotated as serine/threonine-protein phosphatase. The transcript has 3 exons. Bases 1 to 960 code for a protein of 319 amino acids. Gene Ontology annotation, molecular function: protein serine/threonine phosphatase activity. The record is from RefSeq and is a predicted model, not a curated record. Gene Ontology annotation, biological process: peptidyl-serine dephosphorylation. Gene Ontology annotation, cellular component: FAR/SIP/STRIPAK complex. NCBI's taxonomy places the organism in Eukaryota, Fungi, Ascomycota, Eurotiomycetes, Eurotiales, Aspergillaceae.
AUGCCUGGCCUUCCAACCAGUAUUGACCUAGAUGAGUGCAUCGCGAGGCUCUACCGGAAAGAGCUUCUCGCCGAGUCAGUGAUUGAGGCUAUCUGUGCCAAGACCAAAGAACUGUUGAUGAAGGAGAGCAAUGUGGUCCACAUAAAGGCGCCGGUCACCGUUGUGGGAGACAUUCACGGCCAGUUCUUCGACCUGCUGGAGAUUUUUCGAAUUGGUGGAUUUUGCCCGGAUACAAAUUAUCUUUUUCUUGGAGACUACGUGGACCGCGGCCUCUUUAGUGUGGAGACCAUCUCCCUACUGGUUUGCCUCAAGCUGCGAUAUCCCGACCGAGUCCAUCUCAUCCGCGGCAACCAUGAAUCUCGAGGCGUGACCCAAUCCUACGGCUUCUAUACUGAGUGCGCGCGGAAAUACGGCAAUGCGAAUGUGUGGCACUACUUCACCGACAUGUUUGACUAUCUGACGCUAAGCGUGGUCAUUAACGACGAGAUCUUCUGCGUUCAUGGUGGUCUGUCUCCUUCGAUCCACUCGAUCGAUCAGAUCAAAAUUAUCGACAGAUUUCGCGAAAUCCCCCACGAGGGUCCAAUGGCAGAUCUCGUUUGGUCUGAUCCGGACCCUGAAAGGGAUGAAUUUUCCCUGUCUCCCCGUGGAGCUGGGUAUACGUUUGGGGCACAGGUUGUUCGGAAAUUUUUGGAGGUCAAUAACAUGUCCCAUAUCCUGCGAGCCCACCAGCUGUGUAAUGAAGGCUAUCAAGUUCUUUUUGAUGAUCGGUUGAGUACGGUCUGGAGUGCGCCAAAUUACUGUUACCGCUGUGGUAAUCUUGCCAGUGUACUCGAGGUUGGAGACAACAUGGAGCGCUUCUUCAACAUUUUUGACGCGGCACCGGAGAACGAUGUGCAUCGCAGCGAGCAGCAAGCACAGCAGAGUCGGGAUGCUCAGCCAGUGAUUGACUAUUUCUUGUGA